GUGGAUCAUCCGAGCAUCACGGGCAAGAGCACAAAUCUGCGAUCGUGUCCAUUGUUCGCAGCACCGUGCUGGCAGACCGAGAUUCGGCGCUCAAAUCCGACCGCUUUCAGCACAUUGGCCGACGGCUCGAGCGGCGACAUACUCUCACCCGCCAGGGGAGUGCGAGAAAAUCAAAGCGGAGGCACUACGACGACGACAUUCUAUUUGAGAAUCGGCGGCACGCCCUGAGCAUUGCCUUCAAUGACGAAGCGCUGGAAGCACUGGGCGAACCACCGCACGAUACCGAUCGCUCAGCGCAUGCUGCACCGGCGACCGCCAUUCACACCACCGUGGUAGAUGUGUCUGCUGCCGAUCAAGUCGUGGGACCUGCAUCCAAAGUCCAGCUGGAGACUCGGCUCGGUCACGGUCCUGCAACUCAGAACACGCCGGCCGAGGCGACAGUGAUGCCGAAGGAUCGAGAAGAGUCGAGAUCAGUCGCUCAAGAUACACUGCCGGCUGUAUCACGGCUGGGUCGAGCUGCUGUCUCUGGAAGAGAUGGUGCAACGACACAUACAGAUGGGCAAGUGCCUUCCGAGCGGACAGGAGGAGGCAUUGGUACUCCGGCGGAGCCGAAAGUGAAAAAGGACAAGGCAAGGAGGAAGAAAAAGGCACCCAGACUCAACCGAAGCUCGCUUGAUCUGGGGGGCAUCUCAAGCCAUCGAGAGUCCAGUGUGCCGCUGCAGCUCAUUUUGGAGCGCAACCAGCACCAGGCGAUGCAGCGUGCGGCCGCUGGACCGGUCGAUAAGCCAAGUAAACUGCCACUCCAGACCCCAACGCUCGUCCUCCCAGGCUCUGUUUCUCACCGACUCGUCAGCGCCGCAACUGCGUACGCCAGCUCAGAGGCUGGGAGCCACUCGUCAUCCAAACGACGACCGCCCAAAUCACCAGCCUCGCUGAUGCCGCAACCGUCGCCGCGGCAUUAUCGUGGCGGCUAUUCGCCCAAACCACAGGACAUCCAUCACCAGGGCUUCACUGGAGGAUUCUACACCGACCCACAGGCCUACUACCUCAUGCUGUCGUCGCAGCGGAGCGUGGCCCCAAGCGACAUUGACACCAUGUCCGUGCGGACAGGGACGACAUCGGGCUGGGAUCAAGCGUCGAUGUAUUCCCGCACGACAGCGACAUCAAUGCAGUAUCAGUAUCAACCAAUGGUCGAAGUCGGUCUGAAGCCACCGCCGUCAUUCACACACGGCUCCCUGCUUGCCCAUCAGCAGGCCGAAGAAGCCUUGCGCAAGAAGAAGGGCUCGCCACCCCACAUCUUGCAGCGUUCCCCUGCUGAUUUGGCCGGCCGCUGGCAGCCGACAGUACCAGUGAUGCCCGCAAGCUUCCCCUCACAAAGCCCGAUGCUUGUGCCGAUGGUGAACGGCAACGCACUCGCCUACUAUGCCGAUGCGGGCCAUGGCCAGCGGCCAGCAGAGUACGGCACAUUGUUCCCUGCGACCAGCGGCUCCUGUCAACCGACAGGGCCGAAGGGCCCUAUUCCCUAUCCGAAGCCCGUGCACCGCAUCGGCUCGCUGAACGUGGAGUAUGAUUCUGCUGAGAAGCACACGCAGGAUGAACUUUCGUUCUAGCAACCAAAACCAGCCACCAAUUGGAACAGAACAUGGCGUAGUUGGCGAGCUUGAUCGAAUAUACUCUUAGAUGCGAUGUACGCAAAGCA
This is a messenger RNA of Polychytrium aggregatum, 1699 nucleotides long. RefSeq lists its product as uncharacterized. The coding region runs from base 444 to 1610 and encodes 388 amino acids. The record is from RefSeq and is a predicted model, not a curated record. Lineage: Eukaryota; Fungi; Chytridiomycota; Chytridiomycetes; Polychytriales. The transcript has a single exon.